Molecule: messenger RNA, 1131 nt
Organism: Brettanomyces bruxellensis
Lineage: Eukaryota; Fungi; Ascomycota; Pichiomycetes; Pichiales; Pichiaceae
Exons: 1
Coding region: 1-1131 (376 amino acids)
Biological process (GO): transsulfuration
Cellular component (GO): cytoplasm
Molecular function (GO): pyridoxal phosphate binding; carbon-sulfur lyase activity
Source: RefSeq, a predicted model, not a curated record
AUGGCAGGAUUAUCAACCAGACUCUUGAAUUCCGAUAGGGAUACCAUGGACAGGGUUAACGAUGUUGUUCAACCUAUUAACGUCGCUACAACUUUUAGAUAUCCAGAUGAUCCCGACGAUUUUGUUCUGUCGAAGGAUGUUGAUCCAUCUACAUUAACCACCGGCCGUCCUUUGUAUUCUCGACUUUCGCAUCCCAACUCCAGUAAGUGCGAAGCCAUUUUGGGUGAUCUGAUCGGAGGACACGCAGUUGUGUAUAAUUCAGGACUUUCUGCAUUCUAUGCUGCAGUUACCUACUUCAAUCCGAAGACAGUUGCAAUUGGCGAUGGUUAUCAUGGUGUUCAUGGCAUCUUGGACAUAUUGACGAGAAACUAUGGCGUUAAGCAGGUCGGAUUGAACGAAUUGGAUAAACUUUCCAAAGGUGACGUUAUCCACAUUGAAACUCCAGAGAACCCAUAUUCCAAAGUGCAUGAUCUUUCUUAUUAUGUCAAGAAGGCACAUGAAAUAGGUGCAUACGUGAUAUGCGAUUCCACCUUUGCACCACCCCCACUUCAGGACCCAUGGGAAUUUGGUGUUGAUAUGGUCAUGCAUGCCGCAACCAAAUACUUCGGAGGCCAUUCAGAUCUUCUUGCUGGUGUCUUGGUGACCAAAGAUCCCCAAGUGAAGACUAAACUUGUCAACGAUAGGGUCUUUUUGGGUACGAACAUCGGUAACUUGGAGUCUUUCCUUCUCAUCAGAUCAUUGAGAACAUAUCAGAUGAGAAUCGAAAAGCAAAGCUCGAAUGCCGAAAAGAUUGUCAAAUACUUGGAUGAGCAUAGGGCCGAAUAUCCAGCAUUAAAGAUUAUCCACCACUCAAGUCUUCAGAAAGAUGACUUUGUAAAGAAGCAGAUGAAAGGUGGCCAUUCACCUGUCUUUGCCAUAGAGCUACAGACUCCUGACCAGGCUAAGCAUCUUCCUUCAAAAUUGAAGUACUUCCAGCAUUCAACAUCACUUGGCGGUGUCGAGUCUUUGAUUGAAUGGAGGGCUUUGAGCGAUCCAUAUGCUCGCUUAACAUUGUUACGUGUUAGCUGUGGUGUUGAGGAUGCCAAUGAUUUGAUAUCAGAUCUGGACCAUGCUUUAAAAGAAACUAAAUAA